This is a messenger RNA of Arabis nemorensis, 786 nucleotides long. NCBI's taxonomy places the organism in Eukaryota, Viridiplantae, Streptophyta, Magnoliopsida, Brassicales, Brassicaceae. The record is from the annotation of a GenBank genome assembly.
AUGUCCUCUUCUACGAAGUCCACCGUGCUAUUGUCUCUCCGCCGCUUGGAUGUCUCCGGUGAAACAAGAAAACCGCGUGAUGGCUUUGGUCGGCUUUCGAUCCCAGCCAUGGCAAAUCGCGUACCCUCANAUCNGGUGAUGUANAANCUCUCUNCGGNUGGAGCCUCUGGAUCNGAANNCNCGAACUUACCGAUGACGGUGGAUCUCUCCUGCAUGUCGACGUCGCUAGGCUUUCCGAGCAUGCCUCCACCAAAACCGCCGGAUCCACCGGAAGUAGUCUCGGCCUCUUCGAGCUCUACCUCAAAGCGCCACCACCACCGCGACCUCGCUGCUCAUCACCACCAUCGACGGGUUCUACCCUCAACCCUUCAUCUUUGGCCGAGAUCUCAUGGUGAGAUCUCUUGCUUUAUCAUCUGGGUGACUGAGCUUCACUCGGACUUAAAUCCGUCACAUCUUUCGUGGCGGUGGUCCUCACGUUCUCCGGGCUCACCGACGACAAAGCUCCUCCUCCGUCAUUCGGACUUAAAUCCGUCACACCUUUCGUGGCGGUGGUCCUCAGGAUCUCUGGGCUCACCGACGACAAAGCUCCUCCUCCGCGCUCUAUAUCCUCCCCCUACCGAUGCUGGACUUUUGAGCCAGUAUCCCUCGAAGCCCAAGCAAGACGUAAACCCGACACACCCAAUCGAGUGGCGGUGGUCCCAGAGCCGACUGAACAUUCCGAUGACCAGAUUGCUCCUCCUCCGACAUGUAGGUGGGGCUUUCAUCUCAUUUGUAUUGUUGGGCUGA